Caenorhabditis bovis is the source of this 1317-nucleotide messenger RNA. Lineage: Eukaryota; Metazoa; Nematoda; Chromadorea; Rhabditida; Rhabditidae. The record is from the annotation of a GenBank genome assembly.
AUGUCGGUGUAUGUAACGAUUAUUUUGUACUCGGUCACCAACUCCGUGUUUUUUCCCGUCUUCCAAUCGCUCGUCUUUUUCAAGUCAUGCGUGGCGUUGUCGAACUCGUCGGACGCCGCGAUAUGCCAUGACAACGAGACGUUCGCCAAAAACGACACCAUCCACAGUCUCGCCAACUUCGUGCUGCUCAUCUCAAGUUCGGGCCUUUGCGUGACGGCGUUCUUCACCUCGCGCUUCAUCGGACGUCUCAGCGAUCGAAAAUCGCGAAAAUUGGCGAUGCUGGUGCCGUUCGUCGGCCUCAUCCUCUCCGAUCUCACCAUCAUCGUGCAGGUGCUGCUCGUCGAGCUUCCACCGUAUUUGUUCAUCAUGUCGGAGAUCAUCUACGGCCUGUUCGGCGGCUACAUGUCGAUCACGUCAAGCGCGUUCGCCAUCAUUUCGGCGAAACACAAAGAUAGCACGAAGCGGGCGAAGGCGAUCGCGUGGCUCGAAGGGACCAUCUCGUUUGGGUCGAUGAUCGGCUUCUUGAUCAGCUCCCAACUCAAUCUGCUCGAUUAUUUCGGCAUGUCGGUGUUCUUCCUCUGCUCGCACAUCACCGCAUUCAUCUCGGCGUUGUGUAUGGAAGACGUCGACGUGACGCGCGAUUCGAAAAGCGAAUCGAUCUGGAAAUCGACGAAAUUGUUCGCCGACAAACCGGACGACGCGUCGAAAUCGCUGAAAAUCCUCUACUUCUCGUUCGCCAGCUCCUAUUUCGCGUUCAUCGGCAGCACACGCGUGCUAUUCUUCUAUCUCAAACACAAAUUCUAUUGGGACACGGAGAAGUAUGGGUAUUUGAAGGCGAUGAAUCAGGCGAUGACCACCGUGCUCGCGUGCCUCCUGUUUCCCUAUUUGAAGAAUCGCGGCGUGUCGGAUGUCGAUUUGGCGAUAUUGGGUCUCGCGACGCGAAGCGUCGGACGAUUUUGGUACGCGAUCGCGUGGAACGAUUUCGCCGUGUUUUCCGUCGUCGUUUUCGAGAUGUUCUCGAAGUUUCCGGCAACCUCAUUACGCAGUCUGAUAUCGACGCACGUCGCUGAAAAUGAACGAGGUGCGGCGUUCUCGCUGGUCGCCGUCAUCGAAGCGGCGUGCAAUUUGUCGUCGUCGAUCGUGUUCCAUUCGGCGUUUCCGCUAUCGCUCUCAUUUUUUCCGGAGCUCUCGUUCGUCGUCAUGCCGAUCAUCAUCCUGCCGGCGAUCUUUCUGAUGAGCUAUCAUAAGAAGACGUUGGAGAUGUCGUCGUUUGGCGCGGCGGCGACGUCGAUCGAAAUCGAGAAGCUCACCGCAUAA